UUUUGCGUCAGUGAUUAUUGUUUGCUAUUCCCAUACACACUCCUAGACCCAAACACUUUCACCAUAGACUGAAAAGUUGAGUGGUUUUCAAGACAACAGAGUGUUUCACAAAUCGUCUCUGUCAGACGACGUAUUGAAGUUACAAUUGGGUAGACAGGAAGAGGUUCAGCAGAAUGGCAUUUCUGGGUCGCAUGAACAGCCAGGGUUCCCUGAUCGAUUGCGAGGUCUUUCGCGGUCCACGGUCAAAGAAACAAUCGCCCCAGAGCCCCGCCAGCUCGAACGAGGAAGACGACGAACCGUGCGAUAUGCUACCCCACGCCAAGGGCUCCAGGACCUACAUCAAGACUUACGACAAGGGGAGCCUCCUGCCGGCCAUGGGCAGUCCCAGCACGGUGCGCUACGUGGGCAGCUCCGUGUCGUCCAGCGACCUCGUCUCGUUGGACGAAACGGAGACCUCCACCCUGCGCGGCGGCUCGCUCCCAUCCACGGGCACCCUGGACGACACCAAGAUCGAUGAGGGUGUGGUUGCCGAGCUGGAGCUGGACUCCGAUCCGGACACCCUCCGCGUCCAACUGGACGACAGCAGCAACAGCAGCGUCAGCAGUGACAGCAGUGGCAGCAGGAGUGGCAGCAGCAGAUUCAGCUCCUUCCGGGAGGAGGACAAGGACUCAACCACCUCGAUGUGCAGCUGGGAGGAAGCCAUGUCCCGCAACGAGAGCAUGCGACCCUCGCAAGACAGUAAUGCCAGUGUCACCGUGUCCUCCCUUCGCCUCAACUCUGGUCGCGGAUCGCCACCCCUGACCUUCACCCGCCGCCUCGAUCCUAUGCGCCUAGAACGCCCGGCAGCGGAGGCUUACGAGAACUGGCUGUCGGCGAAGCGCCGACAGCGCCAGACCAAGCGGCAGGCGGACCGAGCGGAAAAGGCAGCGAUGCAGGAAAGGAUAGCUAUGCGGCAGCGUUUGUCGAAGGAGCGGUACGAGCAGUGGUGCCGGCAGAAAACCCAGCAAACUUAUACCGCCAGCAGCACUCCCGCAUCCAGGAACCCCCAAACAGGUGUACCGCCCAGGAAUUCUUACGCAGGAGUACCGCCCAGGAAGUACCCCAAUCCUCAGAAGAAUCACCUCCAUGAGUGGGAGAUGGAGAAACUACGCCUGGCGGAGCAGCGCAGGCUAGAGCUCCAGAGCGCCCAACGGCGGGAAAUGCAAGCGAAGAUGCAGCGCCAACAGGAUGCGGAACAGGCUUUCCAGCGGUGGAUCAAGAACGUGGCCCAACGACCCAAGCCAGUGCCCAGCUGCCAAGGGAUGCAGUCACUCCGCGGCACCAUAUCCAGUAUAUACAUCAAUCCCAAGCAGUGGGUCAAGUGAGGGGGGCUGGGAGUGACGAAUCGACUGUUUAGGAUCUGGAAAGUGCAAAUGAAAUCAUGAAGAUAGGCCAUAUAUAUACCCAUUUGAAUAAAUUAAAUAAAUGCCA
Molecule: messenger RNA, 1470 nt
Organism: Drosophila ananassae
Lineage: Eukaryota; Metazoa; Arthropoda; Insecta; Diptera; Drosophilidae
Exons: 2
Coding region: 174-1364 (396 amino acids)
Source: RefSeq, a predicted model, not a curated record